AUGAGCUUCCAUGGCACCGGGCCGCUGCCAAUAUUGAUUGGUGGAUGGACUCUGACAGGGAUCGCUGCAGGCGUCAUCAUCGCUCGUCUGUAUCUACGCAUCAAGAUCCAGAGUCGACGCCUACUGCUCAGUGAUAUCUUCAUGGUUGCGGCUUGGUUCUGUGGGUGUGCAUGCAAUAGUAUCUCUAUCGUUUUGAUGAGGCUUGGUGCGCUUGAUCCCAGCGUGGGAACGGAUCUGAAGGGGUUCACUGGUAACCCUGACAACAUUUCCAAGAUUUUGAAGGUGUUUUGGCUAGGACUCAUCCCUGUUCAUUUGACCUAUUACCUUUGCAAGGGAGCUCUGCUUUUGUUGUACUUGCAAAUAUUUCCGCACUUUAUGCGGAAGCGAAGGAUACUCUUGUGGGCUACGAUUGUCUACAACUUUCUUGCCUUUGUGGCAAGUAACCUCGUUGUGUAUUGCAUCUGCCAUCCGAUCCAAACAUUUUGGGAUGGAAUUCCUAGUACAUCAUGCUCAUCCAAGGGUGUCAUCAUUUUCAUGGUCACUUGGUCCCUCAAUACGACUGGGGAAAUUUCAGUGUUUCUUUUACCCUGGCUCAUUUUACCUGGGCUGAAUAUUCGGAGAUCCCUCAAGAUUGGGGUGUACGGCACUUUCUUUCUCGGUGUCGUUACCAUCGUAUUCGGAAUUCUGCGAUUUGUCUCGAUCCUAAACGCUCACCAAGGAACUAGCGUUCCAUUGAGCACGCCAGUUCUAUGGAAUACUCUGGAAUGCAACCUUGGAUUAGUUAUUGCGUGUAUGCCAUCACUUAGGCCAUACUUCAAUUCUAAUGAUAGUUCCAAGGGGAAACCAAUUACCCCAGAGAAACCGUUGGCCUUACUCACAACAGAUAACCGCUGGACGGCUGACUCUAUGGCCAUGACCAGCGUAUCGAGCAACCGUCCUGAUCAAAAUAUUUGGGAUGAGGACAGGACAGACAACAACAGUAAGGUGGAUCUAAUGCAGGUGAGGCCAAUCGAAGAUGUUGUAUGAAAUGUGUAUACAGUUUAGAGACAGGCUAAGACAGGCAUCAUGCAAGUAAUUAAUUAAU
Molecule: messenger RNA, 1084 nt
Organism: Ilyonectria robusta
Lineage: Eukaryota; Fungi; Ascomycota; Sordariomycetes; Hypocreales; Nectriaceae
Exons: 6
Coding region: 1-1026 (341 amino acids)
Source: RefSeq, a predicted model, not a curated record